AUGACCGAGCCAGAAGCAACACAUGACAACACUUCACCAUGCGACCAAAAGCGCGAAGCAGUGACAGCAGCUCGCCGCCAUGGAAAUAUCGAAACCAUUCGCAAACAACCCGGCUGGUCAGGCUUUCCUUCUUGUAUACCCAUCUCUAUGCGAACAACCAAGAGCGGCAAAGUAACUGAGUUCGGAAACACCAAACUUCGCAUCAUCGAACGCAUCGCUGUCUCUACAGAAUUCGACAAGGCAUUGGACUUUCUCAAAGGCUUGACGGACGGAGGUGAAAGAUUGCUCAGCCUGAAAGAUCUGGAGCAAUGUGCCGCGAAGUUCGACACGGGCAAGAGAGGGAGACAGCAGUCGAGGGAUCGAGGUGGAUCGAGUUCUGCACCAACGAGCACUGUGGUCAGCCAGGCGGAUGAAAGCGAACCAAGCUACCAAUCCAUGGCACAGCCUCUGGACUCCUGGAAUGGAUUCACUCUAGACGCAAGCCCAAUGCCUUUGCAAACUGGAUCUUUGACAGCACCACUCAAGCGUCCAAGUCCAGAGGCCUUCCAAAACAUGUCCGUGUCGCCAGUGGAGACCAAACGACCACGCAUGGAUACCCUCUUCGACACCCAGCAGGCAGACUUUCCAUUCCAUAUGUCGGAGCUGGAGUCAUAUAACACAACAAACCUAACCGUUCCCCAAAGCUACCACCAGCAGAGUAGCCCAAACAUGCGAGCAUCACCAGGCAAUACAAUCCCGCGCUCGCCAUCUCAAGACCCCGCAAGAGCAUUGUUGAGCAUACAUCCACACGCCGGAAGCAUCUUCUCGAACCUCAACACAGCAUUUGACGACUUGCUGGCUCGGAUCGAAGACCAUCAGCAGAUUGUCAAAACUGCGCUUGACCAAUACCGUAUGGCCACGAACGGAUUGAGUGUGGCGUCUGGGACUUCGAACAACAACGGUGACCGUGAUUUAGAAGCGGCACUGAGGACAGCACAGAGGAAGGAGGUCCGCGCUCGUCAUGAUUUGGAACAAGCGAGAUCAGCAAGAGACGUGAUUGACAUUGAGUAUGGCCAUAUCGGUACAUCGCUAUCCCGGGCGCUGGUGGACACUGUGCGAGCCGAGUAUUCGCGCGCAGGAGUAGCCAUGACACAAGCUCAAGCAGAUGUCGAGGCCGCCAGGCAAAGGUUGAACAAUGCGAACAACCGAGAGCAGGUCCUGAAACGUACGAAAGAUGUCGCAGAGGUUGGAAUCGAUCAGCUACAGCGACAGACCAGGUUUUGGUUGAAAAGAUUAGCAGAGGCAGGCGUCAAGUUGACGGAUCAAUUGGGCAAUCUGCAAGAGUCACGAACGAGCCCAGUCGGCAGGAACCGACAGAGGAGUCUGAAUCGACUACUUCUUCAAUAG
Messenger RNA from Aureobasidium melanogenum CBS 110374, 1386 nucleotides. RefSeq lists its product as uncharacterized. Bases 1 to 1386 code for a protein of 461 amino acids. The transcript has 2 exons. NCBI's taxonomy places the organism in Eukaryota, Fungi, Ascomycota, Dothideomycetes, Dothideales, Saccotheciaceae. The record is from RefSeq and is a predicted model, not a curated record.